Messenger RNA from Fusarium vanettenii 77-13-4, 2480 nucleotides. RefSeq lists its product as uncharacterized. Gene Ontology annotation, molecular function: actin binding. The transcript is spliced from 5 exons. The record is from RefSeq and is a predicted model, not a curated record. NCBI's taxonomy places the organism in Eukaryota, Fungi, Ascomycota, Sordariomycetes, Hypocreales, Nectriaceae. Gene Ontology annotation, cellular component: HOPS complex; endosome; lysosomal membrane. The coding region runs from base 1 to 2382 and encodes 793 amino acids. Gene Ontology annotation, biological process: intracellular protein transport; endosomal transport; vacuole fusion, non-autophagic.
AUGAUAACUCACCGUGAGGUCAACACGCUAACCUUGUUCUCAGCACUCUGGCGCGACGACACCAAACUCCUGGCCUACCAACCAGGAAGAACAUCAAAGCCAGCAAUAGACAUUUACAGCCUUGCCGGAAAGAAGAUUCGGAGCAUCCCUUGGGAUAAAGGCGCCAUCAAAGGACUUGGCUGGUCGGAGGAUGAGACGCUCCUUGUUGUCACAGCCGAUGGCACCGUGCGCUGCUAUGAUCUGCAGGGAGACUUUACACAAUUCUCUCUCGGCCAUGGUUCUGACAACUAUGGCGUUGAAUCAUGCCGAUUCUACGAUCACGGCCUAGUGGCGCUUCUGGGAAACAACUCCCUAAUCACAGUCUCUUCAUACUCUGAACCUCGACCCAAAGCGCUCGCGCAGACACCUGAGGGCGAGAUUCACUCCUGGUCCCUCAUCUCGCCGAACCAUACCUUGUCUAGAUCAGUCGAGGUCCUGCUGAGUGUUGAAAAGACGGUCUAUGUCGUCGACGCUACCGAUUGCGAAGAUCGAUUCCUCGAUAUUGGCCCAUUUAGCCAUAUCAGCGUCUCCCCAGAUGGUCGUUACGUGAACCUGUAUGGCGUGAACGGAAAGGCGCAUGUCAUCUCGAGCGACUUUCAGGAGAGGCUGUUUGAGCACGACUCUGACUCGCAGACGCCGCCUUUGUAUGUGGAGUGGUGCGGCAGUGAUGCGCUUAUUGCCUGGGAGGAUGAGGUGCAUAUCAUUGGACCUGGUGACGUAUCAUCCUCAUAUAUCUAUGAUAGCACUCGGGUGCAUGUCGUUUCUGAACAUGACGGCGCCCGACUCAUCACAAACGAUUUUUGCGAGUUCUUGGAGAGGGUGCCACGAGAUACCCUUGAAGUCUUUGGCCAGUCUUCGGAUUCAUCACCAGCCUCGAUUCUUCUGGACGCCGUAGGUCAGCUUGAGCUUCAAUCUCCCAAGGCGGAUGAUUAUAUCCAGUUGAUAAGGCCCAACCUGACGGGGGCCGUGGAUACCUGCGUUAAUGCCGCCGGCCGUGAGUUUGAUACUCACUGGCAAAAGCGCCUGCUCAAGGCUGCCUCCUUUGGCAAGUCAGUGCUCGACAUUUACAAUAGCGACGAUUUUGUCGACAUGUGUGAGACUCUUCGUGUGCUCAAUGCUGUACGGUUCUACGAGGUCGGCAUACCGCUCUCUUUUGAACAGUACCAUCGCUUGACGCCAGAGAGUCUUAUCCGACGACUUCUCAGCCGCCAUGAGUAUCUCCUGGCCAUAAAGAUCGCGGGUUACCUUAAACUUCCCACGGACCGCAUCUACGUGCAUUGGGCAUCAAACAAGGUCCGCGUUGGAGGUGAAGAUGACGAUACCAUCUGCCGAUUGAUCGUCGAGCGGUUGUCUGGCAAGCCUGGCAUUUCGUUCGAAGAGAUUGCGCGAGCAGCGUACCAAGAAGGACGUGGACGACUCGCCACAGAGCUUCUCAACCAUGAACCUCGUGGCGGCAGACAGGUUCCCCUUCUUUUGAGCAUGGAGGAGGACGAAUUGGCUCUCGACAAGGCCAUUGAGAGCGGAGACACGGACCUCAUGCUCUCAGUUCUGCUACAACUGAAGAGGAAGUUGCCUCUUGCUGCAUUCUUCCGUGUCAUCAACGCACGGCCGACUGCAACAGCCCUUGUGGAGUCAUCUGCCAUGGAAGAGGGUGAUAAUACGUUGCUCAAGGACCUAUACUAUCAGGAUGACCGACGAGGAGACGGUGCGAACGUGUUUAUUCGCGAAUCACUUAAGCAGCCUGACGCUCGAACUGCGUCUGACAAGCUGGCUCUGGCAGCGAAACUACUUGCUGACUCAAAAGAGUCUACGUUUGAGGUUCAUGCCCUCAAGGAGGCUACGACCCUGCUGCGGAUGCAAGAGUCAUUUGACCGGGAUCUCACAGACACGUUUACGGGACUCAGUGUCAACGAGACCAUGUUUAAGCUCAUCCGGCUUGGCUACUCGGGACGGGCCAAGAAGAUCCAGAGCGAGUUCAAGGUACCAGAGAAGGUGGCGUGGUGGAUUCGAUUGCGAGCACUAGUAGCUAAGCGGGACUGGAACGGGAUCGAAGAGAUCUCAAAGACGAGGAGGAGCCCCAUUGGAUGGGAGCCCUUCUUUAACCUUACGCUUCAGGCAGGUAACCCGAGAUUGGCAGCCACGUUUGUGCCCAAGUGCACAGGGCUGGAGCCCGGGGAGACGAUUACCAUGUACGAGAAGUGCGGGAUGCGGGUCAAGGCGGCGCAGGAGGCAGUGAGGCUCAAGGAUGCCGAGGCGUGGGAGAGACUUUUGGAGGCGGCGGGUCAGGGGACGGCUGAUGGCAGAGAGAUUGAGCGUCUUGGCCAGUCAGUGUUUAAGAAGUAGAUUGCCGAGUUUAACAGGUUGACUGGAUGUUGGUGUUUUGGCAGAAGUGUACAUCAUUAAUCAUCUACCCCUUGAAGUUUGCUCAAUAAGUUUAACUC